Messenger RNA from Pezoporus flaviventris, 899 nucleotides. RefSeq names its product ribosomal protein L22 like 1 (gene RPL22L1). Bases 1 to 732 code for a protein of 243 amino acids. Gene Ontology annotation, biological process: cytoplasmic translation. The transcript has 5 exons. Gene Ontology annotation, molecular function: RNA binding; structural constituent of ribosome. NCBI's taxonomy places the organism in Eukaryota, Metazoa, Chordata, Aves, Psittaciformes, Psittacidae. The record is from RefSeq and is a predicted model, not a curated record. Gene Ontology annotation, cellular component: ribosome.
AUGUGUUUUCUACAGGCUUCUUGUGACAGGGAGAGCAGUACCAGUGAAGAACACUGUUGUCAGCCCACGCGCCCGGAGGAGAGCGGCGCGGCCAGCGGGUUGUUACGAGAGCAAGAGAACCGCUUGCGUUCCUGUCCUACAGAAAUAAAAUCAGAACUCAAACACACGGCUGCCUCCUUCAUUCGAUAUUGCCGCCCCGCCGCGAGCGUAACAUGGCUGCCGAGGGCGGGCUCCCCCUCCCAGCUGCCUCUGGCAGCGCAGGCGCUCUGCGCCGCUUGCCUGCGUGGUGACGUCACCUCCGGGACUAUAAAAGCGAGGCGAGCCGUUCGCUUCUUCCUUUCUGCGGGAGCGUGGCGCGGUAGCAUGGCACCGCAAAAGGACAGAAAAUCAAAAAAAUCCAUCUGGAAGUUUUACCUUGACUUGACCCAUCCUGUGGAAGAUGGAAUCUUCGAUUCUGGGAAUUUUGAACAGUUCCUAAAGGAGAAGGUUAAGGUCAAUGGAAAAACUGGAAACUUGGGCAACACUGUUCAUAUUGAACGCCUGAAGAACAAGAUCACGGUGACAUCCGAGAAGCAGUUUUCUAAAAGGUACCUAAAGUAUCUCACCAAGAAGUACCUCAAGAAGAAUAACCUGCGUGACUGGCUUCGUGUUGUUGCAUCUGACAAGGAGACCUAUGAACUACGCUACUUCCAAAUCAGCCAAGAUGAAGAAGGAUCGGAGUCUGAGGAAUAAUUGAAGCUUAGCUUUGUACUACAUGCAGUGUACAAAAGACAAGAACAUCUAUUUAUAAGAAUACUUAACUUAUUGGUGAAUAAAGACUUUGUACCCUGUUUGACAGAUCAUGGGUAUAGUUUUCUAGCCUUUUUUCUAAGUUCUAAUUAAAAACCAGCAUGGAGAAU